CUUCAGCCAACUAAAAAAGCAAGCCUCGAUCAGUUUUGAUUCCUUCUUCGCAGCGAGAAGUCGUGAUUUUCGAUCCGUUCUCCGUGACUUUUAUUUCCAUGGCACGUCCCCGAAAAAUGUUAAUGAAAAAGCGAGCUAGGUGAACGAUUAUAAGUUUCCUAUUCGCCAAACAACUACAAUUUGAAGGAGCGGCAAAAUAAAUUCGGACAAAACCGUAUUCACAAUCUAAAUCGAUUGCAAUUAGUUGAAGUUACAGCCAAUCGUGAUAAGGAAUAUACAAUUACGCUGAGAAUGGCAUAGCUAAAUACGAUUUGGAUUGCAUAAGAGCCUUGGGAUUUUCAAUUGCGUGAAUCGACUGCUUACGUAAAACCUUCAGUCGAAAUAAUACAGUCAAGUUCUGAUCGUGACAGAAACUAUCGAGAUGAGUAAGCUCCAAGUGAUUGUACAUCCCGUGAAAAAGGAGUUCCAGCGCAAGAGCUGCGGAUUCGACCAUGAUACGCCCGAUGAUUUUGUCAAGUCGCAGUGGCAGUCAUGCACAAAGAGUAUGGCGUAUUUAUUUUAUCGCUGGUUCAUGGCUCUUUUCUUUGUGGUCGUGGUAAUUAUCUCGAUGUGGCCAGAAGAGAAUGAUGACAGCAGUUACUGGCUAUAUUUUAUCUACAUGACCAACUGGGGCAUAUGGAUGUGCAUGUUAACGAACGUAUUGGGUGCUGUUCUAGUCACCAUUUGGCACUAUCACCCAGAGUAUGCGGAUAAACUCUUGAAUGUUAAGAGUUACUUUAGCUCUUUUCGACUGUAUUGGGGAAUGCACAUCAUAUCAUUGGUCCUAUCUAUUGUCAUCACCAUUAUCUACUGGAGUCUUCUUUACAAUGCUAAUGAGAAUGCCUUGGACGCCACGAAUGUACUUACUCAUGCAUUCAACUCAAUUUGCAUGUUCAUCGAUCUGUGGAUUGUAGCACAUCCCCUGAGGCUGCUGCAUAUAUUUCUGCCAGUAUUAUUUGGAGUUGCAUUUGCCAUCUUUUCGUAUAUCUAUCAUUUGUGCGGAGGAAUUAACAAGAAAGGCAAGCCUUAUAUCUACUAUGUGAUUGAUUGGAGCAAGCCUCAAGAUGCCUUUAUCACGGUUGUUGGCGUCCUCAUUCUAUCCUGCUGCAUUUAUGUCCUGCUUUUUGCAUUCUUCAAGUUGCGAUUAUUCCUUCAUCGACGUUGUCGUAACUCCAAUUUUGUACUGCCUACUAGUGCAAAAUCCCAUGGCCAACCUAAUGGAUUGGAUGAUAAACCCGGUAAUGGAAUACAGCACUCGCCCUCGCGCAUUUCAAUGGUAUUGGGCAAUUUCGCUGGCUAUGAGAAUCAGGCCUAUUUACCCACCGGCGAGGUCUCAAAUAAGAGCUAAUAUUUCUAUAUACCUCUUCAACUUAGACUGUAGUUCUUAGUCAAAAUAAUUUGUAGAAGUUAUAACCAGUGAUAUUAUAUUUUAUUGUUAUUAUGUUAAGUAAAUAAAUUCGUUCUGUGCAGGAA
Drosophila suzukii is the source of this 1512-nucleotide messenger RNA. Its product is annotated as protein rolling stone. Gene Ontology annotation, cellular component: membrane. The record is from RefSeq and is a predicted model, not a curated record. NCBI's taxonomy places the organism in Eukaryota, Metazoa, Arthropoda, Insecta, Diptera, Drosophilidae.